AUGAUGUCCAUUUCUUUCGACUCAAUCCCAGUAAUUUGCAUCGUUUCCUUUUCCCUUUAUUACGUGCUAUCAUUGAUUUAUCCAAAAUCUCAAUUACCAAUACUCAUCACUACAUUUGUCUUCACCAAUAUGGUUUCUAGAACAUCAUUGUUCAAAUCGUUGACACAUUCGGCUCUGAGAAGUAUUAAACUGGGUAUACCCAGUUUGGCCAACUUACCAACAUCGUCUGGUGCCAACUAUUCAAAGUUUCAAAGUCUCAAUAAAGAUCAAAAAAUUGAAGUGUUAUCAGCUAUCAAAUCUUUAAAGAGUUACCAGUUUCAUGCCCAAGAUGUGAAUGAAAGGAGAAAGCUGUUAUUUACUCAUUUGGCAUCAAAGCAGCAAUCCGUAGCAAAAGAUGUUGGCUAUUGGAAAAAGUUGGAAUUGAUUGACAAGGCAAUCGAGAAGAAUCAAAACUUUGUUGAUGCUGUUGGUGAUUUCACCAUUGAAAAAUAUGGCGUAUCCUUAAAAGAUUUUGAUUUGAUUGAGAAUGCCAAAGGGAGUAUUGCAAGCGGUAACAACUUUAGAGUGAUUGAAGCUUUGGGUCACUACACCCGUGAUUGGACCACGGGACUGCUUAGCCCUGAGUUGAGACCCAUAUUUGAUUACGUUGCGUCACAAUUGGAAUUAGCAAUAAACUUCAAACAAAAGCAUGAUACUGUCUUGGUAUUUCCUGGUAGUGGGUUGGGUAGGUUGGCUUAUGAAUUCAGUAAAUGGGACUACGGAGCAGUUUACUCUAUCGAAAAUUCUGGAUUGAUGAAUCUGUUUGUUGGAUACAAUUAUGGCAGACAAACAAAGAAACUGCACACUAUUUAUCCCUAUAUCCAUACUAGCUCGGACUAUUAUAAUACUGAAUCGCAAUUGAGAACGUUUGAAUAUGAGCCAAUUGGGGAAGUCAAUAAGCCAAAAAACUUGCACAUUGUGAACGAAGAUUUUACCAAAUUUGAAAUUCCCAACAGGGACAAAUAUAAAAAUGUUGUUGUUGUAUCUGUUUUCUUUUUGGAUACAGCUGAGAAUUUGUUUACUUACUUGGAGACAAUAGAGAAAUUAGCAAAACCUCUGGGUAAUGUUGAAAGAGGCUACUGGAUAAAUGCUGGUCCAUUAAAGUAUGGCUCGGCAGCACAAGUCGAAUUUAAUGCAGAUGAGUUGAAAGAAGCACGUAAGGCAUUAGGAUGGGUAGAUGAACAAGAAGUUUACACUAUAUGGGAUCCUUUAUCGGUUGGGAACAAAACAGGAUUGGUAGGUUACUUGACAGACAAAGAGAGCAUGUGGCAGGGUUAUUAUGGGUUGAAUUUAUUUACAACUUCAAGGAAAGAGAAUAAGCUGUACAGAGUAUAG
Messenger RNA from Lodderomyces orthopsilosis Co 90-125, 1374 nucleotides. RefSeq lists its product as uncharacterized. Gene Ontology annotation, molecular function: S-adenosylmethionine-dependent methyltransferase activity. The transcript has a single exon. The record is from RefSeq and is a predicted model, not a curated record. The coding region runs from base 1 to 1374 and encodes 457 amino acids. NCBI's taxonomy places the organism in Eukaryota, Fungi, Ascomycota, Pichiomycetes, Serinales, Debaryomycetaceae.